AUGUCACUCCGUUUGGACAUGGAACACAACUUUAACCACCUGUUGAUGAUUAAUUUGCAGGGCAUGCAACACAAUUAUUUCCCUAAGUAGACUGAUAGUUAUCAGCACAAGGAACGCAAAGGCCUCCAGAUAUAGAGACAUGAUUUGCUAAGCAUGGAGUACAAGAUUAUUAAGUUGUAUUUGAUCCACUAGUGCUAGAAGUAUUUGCAGGACAAUUUGUACAAGAACCAGUAGUUCCAUAAGUACCAGCUGGACAACUUUAAGCAUAUAAUAGGCUAAAAGUUAGCAUUGCUACUAUUGAAAAUUUAAAUAACAUUUUUAAUAGAAUUGUUUUUUUUUAUUCAGCGCUUAAUACUGAUUAAUUAAUUUUUUUUUUUUAAUGAUUUAUAAGCUUUUAUGAUAAAGAAGAUCUUUACUUCAAGCAAAAAGGCUAUAAUAGAAAGGUGUUUGGCUUAAACUUUAAACUUCUAUACUAAAACCAUAAAGAUAGAAUAAUUAUAUUCGUAAAAUAAGGAGUUUUAACUCCAAUCUUAGCUUUGA
This is a messenger RNA of Tetrahymena thermophila SB210, 540 nucleotides long. Its product is annotated as transmembrane protein, putative. Lineage: Eukaryota; Ciliophora; Oligohymenophorea; Hymenostomatida; Tetrahymenidae. The transcript has a single exon. The record is from RefSeq and is a predicted model, not a curated record.